Cylas formicarius (sweet potato weevil) is the source of this 2186-nucleotide messenger RNA. It is a transcript of the gene Cox10, whose product is annotated as protoheme IX farnesyltransferase, mitochondrial. Gene Ontology annotation, molecular function: protoheme IX farnesyltransferase activity. The record is from RefSeq and is a predicted model, not a curated record. The transcript has 6 exons. NCBI's taxonomy places the organism in Eukaryota, Metazoa, Arthropoda, Insecta, Coleoptera, Brentidae. Gene Ontology annotation, biological process: heme biosynthetic process. Gene Ontology annotation, cellular component: mitochondrion; mitochondrial membrane. The coding region runs from base 492 to 1376 and encodes 294 amino acids.
AUAAUUCGAUCUGUCAGGAAAUUUAUGUUUCCUUUAAGUAGAUUUUUAUUUUUAUAAUACCCAAAAGAAAGCUGGUGGGUGAAUCGAACUUUUGUACUUUGACUGAAGAAAGAAACGAAGAACGAUUAUGUCAUGAAUUUUUUGGUUACCCAUAACAAUUAAUUAACCUAGAAAAAACUUUAUUGUUGGUCCGUAAAUUUUUGGAUUUGAUAAUGCCACAACUUUCGUGUAAAAUAUAACACUAUAAGUAUUGUCGAAUAUAAUGUCAAAAUUAAUAGAACUUCAAAUACGGCUUUGUAAAAGAACUCUGUUUUACACAACGUACUAUUUUGCAGAACGGUUAUAAAGUUAGUGCGCCGAUAAUCCGCUUUGUUAAUCAAUCAAAUCCGAAAGCUUCAACACUUGAUAUAGCAUGUGAAACUGGUCAUCUUCCACAGAAGCCUGCAGCUUCACCAGGAUGGAGGCCCACACCUUCCACAGACAGUUCAAAUAUGAUAAAACAUUAUCUAAAAUUAUCGAAAAUAAGACUUACCAGCUUAGUAGUGGUGACAACAAUGGCAGGUUAUGCUGUUGCUCCAGCACCAUUCGAUCUUUCUGUAUUUGCUAUGUGUGUGAUAGGCACUGGUUUAUUGUCUGGAGCAGCAAAUGCUGUAAAUCAGUACCAUGAGGUUCCCUUCGAUGCCCAGAUGUCUAGAACUAAGCACCGAGUUAUUGUGUGUGGAAGAUUGACGCCUUUAAAUUCAAUGGUAUUUGCUGUAGCAGCUAGUGUCACUGGACUCCACAUUUUGUACUAUGGGGUAAACAGUCUUACAAUGUGGUUAGGUCUGACGAAUUUAAUAUUGUAUACAUCUGUUUACACACCUCUUAAGCGAGUCAGUAUUCUGAAUACAUGGGUUGGUUCAGUAGUUGGUGCUAUUCCUCCCCUUAUGGGCUGGGCUGCUUGUGCGAAUUCGUUGGGUCCCGGUGCGUUUCUCAUGGCUGCUUUAUUGUACAGUUGGCAGUUUCCGCACUUCAAUGCCUUGUCAUGGAACCUUCGCCCAGAUUAUUCUAGGGCUGGUUAUAGAAUGAUGGCUGUGACACAUCCCGCUUUAUGCAGGAGAGUCGCACUAAGGCACACGUUCGCCUUGCAGGCCUAUUGUAUAGCGGCACCAUUAUUAGACAUAACGAAUUGGUGGUUUCUACUUGAAUGUACACCCAUCAACUUAUACUUUAUUUACUUGGCUUACCAGUUCUAUAGAGAAUCAUCAAGCGCAUCAUCCAGAAAAUUAUUCAGGUAUUCUUUGCUUCACCUACCUUUGAUCAUGGUCCUGUUCUUAGUAAAUAAGAAAAAAUGGUUUGUAUUUGAAACUAACGAUGAAAAUACAAAAAAAAUGUAAAAUAAGCCACUGUACAUAAAUGUAAUUUAUUAAAGACGCGCUAUUUUGUAUAUUGGUUUAUUUAUUAUUUCAAUACAAACAUUCUUAAAAAGUAUUAAAACAACGCAAUUUAAAAGCAAUUGCUUUUUUUGUUUUGCGAAAUUAUGCCCAAAAUUACAACAGACUUAAAAGCUAAUAUAAAUGUUAAUUAUUCUAAUGGUAAUUGUGUAUUUCAAAAAUCAUGUUACAUCAGAAUGACUCCGAGACUGUAAAUAUUAAAUGUUCAGGUCAGAUUUGAAAAACAUUUUCUUUGAAAGGACAAUUUCACAAAGCCUGUUGAGUCGACCAAACAUUAAUAUUAUAAAUUGCUGGUUUACGAAUUCUUUUUAGAAGAAGCAUCAAAUAUUAGGCAAUAUCCUAACGUGCAUAAUUUCAAAUUUCAUAAGCAUAUCACUCAAAGUAAAAAAUUUACAAUGAUGUUUUAAAAUUUGGGAUGGCAGUGUCUGAUAUAUAAUAGAUUUAGUUAAUUUUGAACUAGAAUUUUGCCUAGUACAUAUGUUUUGAAUAUUACCUAAUUUUUUAAUAACGGUAUACACCGCUGACGUGUUUCGUCUUAUUCGUAAAUAUUAUCGUUUAUCGUAUACAGUAAGGCAAAGUAAUUGACUGUUUAUAAUGAGUAGGAAUGAAGAACAAAAAAAUAUUUAUUAUAUAUGUUAUUUGGCAUAGGAAAUAAAAACAAAAUUAUUUAUAUUUUGAUAAAUUGGUUAAUGCUUUCGUGGCCCGUUGAUAAGCUAUUAUCUUGAUUCGGGUUUAAAGGCCGUCGUCGAUUGG